UUUCUUUCUUUCUUCUUUUCUUCUUCUUGUUUUCUUUCUUUCUUCUUCUUCUUGAUUUCUUGAGGAAGAGUGUGAUGGGGAAUUGUUAAUUUUUGGAUUACUUACAUUAGAAAGAGGAAAUGACGAUGACCCACAGUAGGUGACGAAGAGACAAGCAAUGGCGGCGGAUUCAUCGGGAUUGGAGAAUAAUCAGGCCGGGAAAUUGAAUGCUGGAGCGGCCAAGAAACGACCGGUACAUGCAUUUGUCGCUCCAAAAAUUAUAGGUGGGAAAAAUGCUCUGUCUCCAGUUGGGGAACUUGGAAUGGUAGAGAUGACCCAGGCUCUGGAACUAAUUGAUGUUUGCUAUGAGCAGUCAGGCAAACUCUUGCAGCAUGGAACACUAUACCGGGUAAAUGGAAGAAGACAGCAAGUGUGCGAUCGACAGAGUUAAUUUCUCUUAUGCCAGCAUUAUACAGUAAAUCUUGGCUAAAUAUCACAAAGUACCCCAUCAACAAUGCUUGCACAGUGUUUACCUACAACAAGCAGUAUUCAUAUUAUUCAUUCAUUAGACAGAAGUAAUGAUUUAUUGACACGGGAACUGUGUUAUAAUAGGAUCCAACUGCUUACCUUAAA
Molecule: messenger RNA, 612 nt
Organism: Solanum pennellii
Lineage: Eukaryota; Viridiplantae; Streptophyta; Magnoliopsida; Solanales; Solanaceae
Product: riboflavin biosynthesis protein PYRR, chloroplastic-like
Exons: 3
Coding region: 158-430 (90 amino acids)
Source: RefSeq, a predicted model, not a curated record